AUAGCGGCAUACAACUCAUUACUAAUAUUACUAUAUAACGUUUUUAAAAUAUUUUUCGUUAUCAUAAUUAUUGGAGAUUUAUUAAUAGGAAACUGCGAGUUAUCGUAUUGAUAAACUCUGACUAAACAUUCGUCACAGUUGACAAUUAACAACACCACAACCGUAUGACCGAAAAGUGCUUCUUCUAGACGUUUAAACGUUUUUAUGUUUUCUCAAUUUCUCAUCAUAUGUGAGCAUUGAGCAUUUCCUUUUUCAUAAGCAGUUUUGUUUAUUUUUAUUUUUUUACCAUGUCUGUCGCCGAAGAAUGUUUAUGUGGUAAAAAAAAAAAUAGUUUAAAUCCGACGAAUUGUGCACGACAUAUAAAUGCGUUUAAAACAAUAAAACACAACAAUUCUUCUUCAAAUAUUAAUACAUUUUUUAAAAGAUGUACGACGUUUUCGAGUAAUUCUACUGAACAUACAUUUGAUGCAAAACAAUUUAAAAAAUCUGAUACUAAUAAACCUGUUACUGUGCUACCUAUUUAAAAAGUAAAGAUAAACUUUUAUAUGGCGGGAAUGAAUCUAGGAUCCCUAGUUCGGAGAUUUAUAACAAACAUUUUACGAACAGCUGUACGUAUUAGUACAAAUUGAUUACUAAAUACUGGCGCCGUAUUAUUAGUAUUCCUAAUAAUAUUAAAAUGGCCUAUACACCAAGUACAAUGGGAAGUAUUGGACGCUAAUUGGGGUUUCAGUAGUUGCUACCAGGAGCACUGCUGCAUGCAAUACGUCGGUUUGCAUUGUAGCAUUUUUCACCUAAAUGGCAACCGGAUUGCUCAUUACCGUCAAUCGUUUUUGUGUGUGCACCGAACGCGUUCAGUGCUACUCAGGGCGCAUUGCUUGUAUGGACUUCAUUUUUUGGUACCCCGACAAUUUUUUUACAAUAUACACCAUCAACCAUCACACAUCGAUAGCACCCAUGGCUUCUAAAAGUAAUAAUUGUAUAAACCGCAUUUGUGAUUCAAUCAAAGACUUGAGAGAACCAAGAAUGGCCGAAGCAACCAAAAUGGUGUGCGAUCACUUCGGUGUUAUGUAUGAACAAUCCAAAAAGGUUUGUGUGCGUUGUUUAAGAAUUUGCUUGGUGCAUACUAAAUAUCACGAAACUAAAUUUGAAGCCAAAGAAGGUAUUGUGGAAGAUUUCUUUUUUAAUUAUACUUUACAUUCAGAGAAAGCUUACAGUUAUAAGAUUAAAGAUACACCAUUAGGAAACAUUAAAAAACCAAUGGAAAAUGAAAAUAUAUUGCUCCAAAAACAAAUCUUACAAUCAUCAAAAAUUAUUCCAAGCCCCAGAACAUAUAUUAACCACAAUUGUAAUCAUUCUUGUGUAGAAUGGACUGGCUAUGAAGAAAAUAAAACAAAAAAAAUUAGUAUGUUAGGGGUACCGAUUCAUUUCGGUUUUAAUAGACAUACAACAAUAAGAGGUCGUAUACGAAAUAUUACAUACUAUGAGGCUCCUUGUGGUGUGUCUAUAAGAAAUAUCAGUGAAAUGAUGAGUUAUCUUACAACCACAGAAUGUAGUUUGACAAUCGAUCAAUUCGAUUUCAAUAGCUGUGUGAAUCCAUUAGCCCAAUUUAAUGUUUCAAGGCCCACUAUGUUUUUGGAUGAUUUAUCUAAAGGUUUAGAAUUCAGACCAAUAACAUGUGUGAAUAGUAUAAACGAUGAACUGCCACCAAAAAUGAAUUAUAUGAUUAGUAGACAAGCAACAGCCGGAGUCAACAUAAAUGUAGAAACUAAUUUCUUAUGUGGAUGUGAUUGCACAGACAACUGUGAAGACAAAUCAAAAUGUGCUUGUUGGCAAAGUACAAUAAAUGGACAAAGUAAUAUACCAGACCUUAAAAAAAAUGCAGAUGCAGGUUAUAAAUAUCGACGAUUAUAUGAAGAUGUGCAAACUGGUAUUUAUGAGUGUAAUAAGACUUGCAAAUGUCAAAGUUCUUGUUUAAAUCGUGUUGUGCAACAGCCCAUGCCUCAUAACUUACAAUUGUUUAAGACGGAGAAAAAGGGCUGGGGCGUACGUUGCUUAAAUGAUAUACCAAAAGGGACUUUUAUAUGUUGUUAUAUCGGAAACAUACUAACUGAGACUAAUGCCACAGAACAAGGUAAAAAAUACGGUGACGAAUACUUAGCAGAUUUAGAUUUUAUUGAAGUAGUCGAGAAAUGCAAAGACGAUUAUGAAGAAAAUGCUUUUUCAAGGAAACUAAACACCAAACAUAAAAAACUGUCAAAAAAAACUAUGAAUCUAUUAAAUAAACAUAUCACGAAAAAAUCAUCGAACGGUCAUAUUCAAAGAGUAUUUAAAGAUAAAAAUUUGGCGGUGAACAAUACAUUUCCAAUGCAAUCCAGAAACCUCAGACACAAGAAAUUUUCCUCAAAUAGGCACUACUAUAAACCUCGAAAAUCAGUACGCUGCUACUAUGGUAAGGGCGAUGGUGUGUAUACAAUAAAUGCAAAAUGUAGUGGCAACAUUGGACGAUAUUUCAAUCACUCGUGCACACCAAAUUUAUUUGUACAAAAUGUGUUUGUGGACACACACGAUUUACGUUUUCCGUGGGUAUCGUUUUUUUCGGAACAUUACAUACCAGCUGGAACUGAACUUACGUGGGAUUACGGUUACGAGGUAGGAAGCAUUACAGGUAAAGUGAUGACUUGUUAUUGUGAUUCAGCUAAAUGUAAACGUAGACUUCUCUGAAUGUAUAAGCGUUGUAAAAAAAAAAGUUGAAAAACAGUUGUGAAUUAAGGUAAAAUUAUUGUAUUAUGAA
This is a messenger RNA of Myzus persicae (green peach aphid), 2791 nucleotides long. Its product is annotated as histone-lysine N-methyltransferase SETDB1-B-like. Gene Ontology annotation, biological process: heterochromatin organization; negative regulation of gene expression. The transcript has 5 exons. Bases 796 to 2721 code for a protein of 641 amino acids. Lineage: Eukaryota; Metazoa; Arthropoda; Insecta; Hemiptera; Aphididae. Gene Ontology annotation, cellular component: nucleus. Gene Ontology annotation, molecular function: histone H3K9 methyltransferase activity; DNA binding; protein binding. The record is from RefSeq and is a predicted model, not a curated record.